Molecule: messenger RNA, 1059 nt
Organism: Quercus robur (English oak)
Lineage: Eukaryota; Viridiplantae; Streptophyta; Magnoliopsida; Fagales; Fagaceae
Product: aquaporin TIP1-1
Exons: 2
Coding region: 90-845 (251 amino acids)
Biological process (GO): transmembrane transport; water transport
Cellular component (GO): plant-type vacuole membrane
Molecular function (GO): water channel activity
Source: RefSeq, a predicted model, not a curated record
AGAAGUAGAGAUAGCUAAAAACACAAACACAGAGUGUGUGUGUAAGUAAACAAAAAAAAAAAACACUCACACAGUCUCACACACACAACAUGCCGAUCAGAAACAUAGCAGUGGGAAGGCCUGCGGAGGCGACUCACCCAGAUGCCUUGAAAGCAGCUUUAGCCGAGUUCAUUUCCACGCUCAUUUUCGUCUUUGCUGGUGAGGGCUCAGGCAUGGCUUUUAAUAAGCUCACUGACAAUGGCUCGACCACCCCAGCUGGCCUCGUCGCCGCUGCACUAGCUCACGCUUUCGCUCUUUUCGUCGCCGUAUCAGUCGGAGCCAACAUCUCCGGUGGCCACGUCAACCCGGCUGUCACCUUUGGUGCCUUCGUCGGUGGCAAUAUCACCCUCCUACGUGGCAUCCUCUACUGGAUUGCCCAGCUUCUCGGAUCCACCGUCGCUUGCUUGCUCCUUAAGUUCGCCACCAACGGCAUGACCACGAGUGCUUUCUCUCUAUCCUCGGGAGUGGGUGUGUGGAACGCUUUCGUUUUGGAGAUCGUGAUGACUUUCGGGCUGGUGUACACGGUGUACGCCACGGCAAUUGAUCCAAAGAAGGGUAGUUUGGGAACUAUAGCUCCAAUAGCGAUCGGUUUCAUCGUGGGAGCUAAUAUUCUAGCUGGUGGGGCUUUUGAUGGGGCUUCAAUGAACCCAGCCGUGUCGUUUGGGCCUGCGUUGGUGAGCUGGUCCUGGGCGAACCACUGGGUUUACUGGGCUGGGCCUCUGAUCGGAGGUGGGAUCGCUGGUCUUGUGUACGAGUUCUUCUUUAUUAGCCGCAGCCAUGAACAGCUCCCCACUACAGACUACUGAGAAUUGGAAAAAUUGUGAAAUGUGAUGGAUUUGGAUUAAAUGAACAGUUGCACGGCUUUUUCUUUAUGUAUUUACUUGUUUUGGAGGGUUGUUCUUUGUGUUUAAUCUGUCUCCGUUUAUCCUUUUUUUUCACCAUCAUGAUCUUUAUUCAACUGUUUUUUUUUCCUUGGAUUUAAGUUAUCAUUGUGAAUUUGAAGGCCAGCUUUAUGAUUGA